AUGCAGCAGACUUCUCAGUCCGCCACAAGCGCGUGCGGUGGUCUCGUACAGCUAAUUGGGCAGCUGCAAUGCUGUGUGUCGUUCCGCGGUACCAGCAUCACUGCGAUCUGCUGCAUCACCAAGUCUGAUCUAAACCUACUUGGUCUCGACUGGAUUGAACAACUUGGGUUGGCCGAUAUGCCGCUCCGCGUUGUUUGCAGUCAGGUGCAGAUUCCCGCUGUGCUUGCAGAUCAAGCCAAGGACAUUCUCCGACGGUUUGCUCCAGUGUUCCAAGACGGCCUGGGUCGUUGCACAUACACUCAAACCGUGCUACAUCUGUCUCCUGGAAGUCAACCAGUCUUCCGUCCAAAGCGACCAGUCCCAUAUGCAGCCCUACCACUUGUCGAGGCUGAACUGAAACGUCUAGAGGAACUGGGAGUUCUGGUUCCUGUAUCCUACUCCGCCUGGGCCGCUCCAAUCGUUGUGGUUAAGAAGCCCAAUAGCUCGGUCCGCAUUUGUGCUGACUUCUCCACCGGUCUCAAUGCCGCGCUGACGCCGAACUGCUAUCCACUACCGGUUCCGGCUGAUCUUUUCACCCUGCUGAAUGGUGGCACUUGCCUUGCCAAGUUGGAUCUCGCCGAUGCGUAUCUGCAGAUCGAGGUCGCCCCAGAGUCGCGCGAAUUGUUGACCAUCAACACCCACCGCGGUCUGUUCCAAUACACCAGGCUACCCUUUGGUGUCAAGACCACCCCGGCCCUAUUCCAACAAACGAUGAACGCAAUGCUCUCCGGCAUCCCUGGCACAGCUGGGUACCUGGACGACAUCAUCAUCGUGGGUCGCUCCCCUGCCGAGCUGCAAGACCGAGUGUGCGCAGUACUCGAACGCGUGCAGGAAUAUGGCUUUCGCCUACGGGCCGAUAAGUGCCAAUUCUUCCUCGACUCCAUCAAGUACCUUGGAUUCGUUUUUGACGUCAAUGGUCGCCAUCCAGAUCCUGAAAACAUUUGGGCCAUCCAGCAGAUGCCUGCCCCCAAGAAUGUAUCGCAACUUCGUUCGUUCCUUGGCCUGAUCAGCUACUAUAGCGCCUUCCUACCAUCGCUGCAUGACGUACGGGCCCCGCUCAACCGUCUGUUGCAGAAGGAUGCUUCCUGGUGCUGGUCCCCCGACUGUGAAAAGGCCUUCGCCCAGCUAAAGUCGAUGCUGAGUUCAGAUCUGCUGCUCACGCACUACGACCCGACGCUGCAGAUCGUUGUUGCUGCAGAUGCUUCCAACCACGGAGUUGGUGCCGUCAUCUCACAUACUUUUCCUGAUGGGUCUGAAAAGGCGAUCAUGCAUGCAUCUCGCACGUUAACCCCUGCGGAGAAAAACUAUGGGCAAAUAGAGAAAGAGGCUCUAGCCCUCGUGUUUGCUGUCAAGAAAUUUCACAAACUAUUGUACGGUCGCCACUUCACGUUGUUGACGGAUCACAAACCGUUGCUGUCAAUCUUCGGUUCGAAGAAGGGCAUUCCCGUCUACUCAGCCAGCCGACUUCAGCGAUGGGCAACCAUCCUUCUUGGCUACGAUUUCGACAUUCGCUACUGUCGUACUACAGACUUUGGUCAGGCUGACGCCCUUUCUCGCCUCAUCAGCAAUCAGCAGGAACCGGAGGAAGAUACCGUGAUUGCAGCUAUUUCGAUUGAGGACGAUGUGCGCCGUCAGCUAUCAGACGCCAUACGAGGUAUCCCCGUCACUGCCGCGGACAUCCGACGUGCUACUGAACAGGACCCUGUCCUCCGCCAGGCCAUCACCUACGUGCAGACCUGCUGGCCAACCACUGCUCUCGCUGGCGAUCUUCGCCAGCUCUUCCUCCGCCGAGCAUCGCUAUCUGUGGUUGACUCCUGCCUCAUGUUUGCAGACCGUGUGGUGAUCCCAUCUUCCCUCCGACCCACUGUACUACGCCAGCUCCAUGCGGCUCAUCCUGGUACCAGCCGAAUGAAGUCUAUUGCUCGCAGUUUUGCCUACCGGCCGGGUAUGGACGGCGACAUCGACGACCUGGUUCGACGCUGUUCUCGAUGUCAGCAAGCUGCCAAGAUGCCGCCUCGUCAACCGCCAGUACCCUGGGAACCACCAGAGAGGCCUUGGUCACGCGUGCACAUCGACUUCGCUGGCCCACUUAACGGAGUCUCCUACCUAAUCUUGUUUGACGCCUACUCGAAAUGGCCCGAGAUUGCUCCGCUGAAUCCAGCAACCGCAUCUUCCACUAUCGCCUUCCUACGACGCAUCUUUAGCCAACAUGGCUUACCAGAAGUCAUGGUUUCAGAUAAUGGCUCUCAGUUUACUUCGUCGUCGUUUGAGGAUUUCUGCCGCCAGCACAACAUCCAGCAUCUUCGCUCCCCGCCCUACCAUCCUCAGUCUAACGGUCAGGCGGAACGUUUUGUCGACACGUUUAAGAGAGCCCUCUUGAAAGCUCGUGGGGAGGGGACCACGGACGAGAUAGUCCAGGCAUUCCUGUUUUCCUACAGGACAACACCGAACCCGGCGUCCCCUGGUGGCGUUUCUCCUGCCGAAGCGUUGAUGGGCCGAAAACUGCGUACAACUUUUCACGCCCUCGUCCCUACCGGUGCGCAGCCUGCGCAGACUUCUCCAGUCUCUCGCAGCAAGCUCUCCAUCGGAACGCCUGUCUUCGCCCGUGAUUAUCGAGCGGAGUUCCCAGACUGGAUUGAAGCAACCGUGGUAGCGCACAGAGGCAGUAUGUUGUUUGACGUCGACGUUUUUGGUGAAAUCUGA
Messenger RNA from Spirometra erinaceieuropaei, 2742 nucleotides. NCBI's taxonomy places the organism in Eukaryota, Metazoa, Platyhelminthes, Cestoda, Diphyllobothriidea, Diphyllobothriidae. The record is from the annotation of a GenBank genome assembly.